AUGUAAAGUGAAUAAUUGAGUGAAUAAAAAUUAUAUGCUUGGGGAAGUGCAGAAUGUGAUUAAUUUUUGGCUAAAGAUGAAGAUGACGAAGAGAUGUAUGAAGUAAAAAGACCAUAUCAAAUAAAAGAAUUAAAUAAUCUAUCUAUAACUUAAGUGGCAUGUGGAGGAAUGCAUGCCUUAAUUUUGACAUCAUAAGGAAAAGUAUUGCAUUUAUUUAACAUAAAUUAGGUAUAUUCAUUUGGAUGUGAUGACAAAGGAGUUCUAGGUAGACCUAAAAUAGAAGGAUAGGAUGCUCGAGUACCAGCACUGAUUACAGAUCUUCCUCCUGUUGAUAUGAUUGCUUGUGGUAGUUCUCAUUCAAUUGCUGCAAAUUCCAAUGGUUUAGUAUAUUUCUGGGGAUUUUAUGCAAAUACUCAUGGUCCAAUUGGAGAACCAGUAUAAAAGCCAAAAAAAAUGGAUAAUAUUACAGAAGGAAUCAAAAAAAUACUAUGUGGUUAAAAUCAUACAAUGGUAUUAUUAGAAAGUUAAAAAGUAUAUUAUUAAUAUUUAUAUAUAUAGUUAUUAACAUGGGGAGAUGCAGAAACAUUAGUAAUAGGUAGAAAAAGUGAAACUAGAAGAUCUAUUAUUUAAAAUUUAAAUCCAUAACCAAUUAAGAUGAAAAAACCAAUUUUAAAUAUUUUUACAGGUGCUUCACAUGCAUUUGUUAAAGUUUAAAUGAAAGAAAAUAAAGUUGGAAUAUUUGGUUGGGGAUUAAAUAAUUAUGGAUAAUUGGGUAUUGGUAAUCAAGAAAAUUAAUAAUUACCUGUAUUAAUUGAAUUUUUUGAUAAUAUUGAUGUUAUUGAUAUGGUUGGAGGAGAACAUCAUAGUAUAGCAUUAGAUUCUGAAGGAAAUCUAUAUUCAUUUGGUAGACAUGAUGAUGGACAACUUGGAUUAGGAGAAGAAAUUAAUGAACAAUUAAAAGAAUAAGCAUAAAAAUAAUUAGAAGAAGAAAUAUAAUCAUAAAAAUUGAAUGAAAGCAAUAAAAAAAAGAUAAGCAAGAAAAAUAAAUAAUAGGGAGAACUAUUUGAAAUAUAAAAAUCAGAUAAAGUUAUAGGAUAUGAAUUCAUUACUAUUCCAUAAAUGAUUAAAGAUAUUCCAAAAAUGUAAUCUAUUUAAUCUUCUAUGCAUUUUAAUUUUGCCAUUUCUCAAUAAGGUUAAAUAUUUUCUUGGGGAAAUGGUUAAAGUUUUGUAUUAGGUACUAGAAAUGAGAAUUCCUAAUUCAAACCAAAAGAUGUAAAUUUAUUUAUUUAUCAUUUUAAUAGAUUACAUCAAUAUUUAAAAAUGAAAAGUUAUUAUAAAUAUCACUUGGUGCAAGUCAUGUGAUUGCAUAUACAUCAACUGAUUUAAAUUAUAAUACAUAAAAAGUGGAUGAAUCUAUUAUAAAAAUACAUGAUUAAAAAACUAAAAUUAAGAAACCAAGAAGAAGCAAUAGUAGAGAAGGAAGUAAAGAAAAGAGUUUAUCUAUGAAAAGAAGUGAAUAAAAGUUUGAUGAAAGUUUAAUCCCAGUAAAAGAUUUGAAAAUUGAUUGA
Molecule: messenger RNA, 1568 nt
Organism: Paramecium pentaurelia
Lineage: Eukaryota; Ciliophora; Oligohymenophorea; Peniculida; Parameciidae
Source: the annotation of a GenBank genome assembly